CAUACAGACGACUGCUUCGGAUGUUUUCCACAAAAUGGAGCAGGAGAAACUCAGCUGUUCGAUCUGUUUGGAUCUACUGAAGGAUCCAGUGACUAUUCCCUGUGGACACAGCUACUGUAUGGACUGUAUUAGAAGCUACUGGGAUGGAGAGGAUCAGAAGGAAACCUACAGCUGUCCUCAGUGCAGACAGACGUUCAGACCGAGGCCUGACCUGGUGAGAAACACUGUGAUGGCAGAUUUAGUGGAGGAAGUGAAGAAGACCAGAUCUAAAGCUGAUCUCUGCUAUGCUGGACCUGGAGAUGUGUCCUGUGAUUUCUGCACUGGGAGGAAACUGAAAGCUGUCAAGUCCUGUCUGCAGUGUCUGGUCUCUUACUGUGACCAACACCUCCAGCCUCACUAUGAUGUUGCUGCAUUAAAGAAUCACAAGCUGGUGGAUCCGUCCAAGAAGCUUCAGGAGAACAUCUGCUCUAGUCACAAUGAGGUGAUGAAGAUUUUCUGCCGCACUGAUCAGCAGUGUAUCUGUUAUCUGUGCUCCUUGGAUGAACAUAAAGGCCACGACACAGUUUCAGCUGCAGCAGAAAGGAACGACAAGCAACGAGAGCUGGCAGCGAAUCGAGAGAAGAUCCAGCAGAGGAUCAGAGAGAAGGAAGAAGGUGUGAAGGUGCUGCAGCAGGAGAUCGCCGAGCUGAGGAGGAGAAGCUCUGAGCUGGAGCUGCUCUCACAAACAGACGACCACAUCCAGUUUCUGCAGAACUACACCCUGCUGGGGCGUCUCAGUGAAGCUACAGACUCAGCUGUGACUGAUAAACCUCAGGACGUUCUGAGUGAAGAGUCCACAGAGAGAUCACAGAUCAACGCUGAAGUGGGGGUUUUGCUGUCACAAGCAGAUCAAAAGAUCAGAGAUGAACUCUUAAAAUACUCCUGUCAAACCACACUGGAUCCAAAUACGGCACAUUGGUGCAUCAGGGUAGAGGAUGGAUUCAGAGCUAUGCAUAAGUUUGCUCAUGAACCCUUAGGUAUAGUUCACCCAGACAGAUUCACUGACUGGUAUCAGGUGUUGUGUAGAGAGAGUACGACUGGCAGUUGUUACUGGGAGGUGGAGUGGAAGGGAGGAGAAGUUUUUAUAGCCGUCUCACACAAAAGCAUCAGCAGAGCAGGAGCAGGAAGUGCAUUUGGAAACAAUGACAGGUCCUGGGCUUUACAGUGUUUCCCUGAUGGUUAUGAAUUCAGACACAACAACUGCAGAACUCCCAUCUCAGGUCCUCCGUCCUCCAGAAUCGGAGUUCACCUGGAUCACCCUGACAAGUCCAAUGAUAGCUUUCUGUCCUUCUACAGCAUCUCUGACACCACGACUUUAAUCCACAGAGUUAAGAUGCAGUGGAGUCAGCCGGCCUGUCUUGGGUUUGGUUUAUAUCAUUAUUCUUCUGCUGAAAUCUGCAAACUUUGAAACACAUAAAGACAACAGUCAUGCAAGUUAUCUGGAGGGUGUUUCUUGAUUUAAAUCUGUGUCGUGACACUAAAACAGGAAGAAUCACGUGUCUCUUAUUUUCUGCCAGUCAGGUUGAAUUGAAAGUUGAUGUUUAUCAGAAAAAACAACAGGACAUGAUUUAAAAAACAUACAACAUGUUAGAUUGAACUUCUUUGAUUAUGUGACAGAUUAUUAUUGGGAUGCUUGGAGUGUUCUCCAGCUGCUUUGAUCAUAUACAAUCUUUUGUCUGUUGUAACAGUUUUGGUUUGAUUGUUGACUUGUUUAUUGAUCUAUACAGCUUGAUUUAUGUGUAUACUGUAAUGUUAAUGACAUUCUACUAACCUCACCAUUAAAUAUAUAGUAAAACUC
This is a messenger RNA of Amphiprion ocellaris (clown anemonefish), 1837 nucleotides long. RefSeq names its product tripartite motif-containing protein 16-like. The record is from RefSeq and is a predicted model, not a curated record. The transcript has a single exon. NCBI's taxonomy places the organism in Eukaryota, Metazoa, Chordata, Actinopteri, Pomacentridae. Gene Ontology annotation, molecular function: zinc ion binding. Bases 35 to 1447 code for a protein of 470 amino acids.